CGAGUUCAGUGUAUGCGGGACAGCCUAAGAAGUCGGCGCGGCGGCGUGAAAACCUUUCAAAAGAACCAUUCGCAAAGUUUUGAAAAAUUUUGGUAAACAACUCAAUGUGAACCUACUUUCGCAAAGACGCUUUUUUUUCUUUUUUGUUCACAAAUUGGCUUAUCAUUUUUUUCGUGCGCACUAUUUUAACCAUGCAGCAUGAUUAUCGGACUUUUAUUACGUUUCCUUGUAGAGCGCUAACAAUUGUUUAAAACGAAGUUCUACACAGUGUUUGAGGUAAAGAAGUGUUCCAGAAAUGUUGAGAGAAAGUUCAUCGUUGUUCAGACUGGCGGUGAUGGAGAGAGCUCUAUAACGGAGGGGCUGAGAACCGCCCUCGCCCGACUGCGACAGAGAUCAACUCCCCCCGGUAGCCAGACGUCCCCAUUGCACCAACCUUCUAAGUGUGUAGCCCCUGAGAGCUGCUCUUCGGGCAGCACUAACAACAGCCACUGCCCUUCCAGCCCGCGCCCUAAGAUGACCGUCAAUUCGCAGUCGGGCCCCAGAUCCCCCCGACCCCCCGACGACCUUAUUAGCACUGCCACUUCCGCCCUCCGACGCCUUCAUUUUAAAACAGGAAGAAACGCCACCAAAAAUUCCACUAAGUCACAAUCAGUUCCAAAAGUUAUCGUCAUGGGCUCAAGCACGGCUUCAGAGACCACCAUCAAUACCAGCACCGACAGCUCCAACACCAUCGUAACGACCGUAACAGCAACAGACGGGGACAAUACCGAAGACAGUUUGGACAUUACGGAACCACUGGAUUAUUUCAAUUCUGAUAACAACGCACCGGACGGUAGCAAAAUCCUUCAACCAGUUCCUGUAUCACCUAAAACACCAACAACAGCAAAACAACAAACGCCGCCGACGGCCAAACAUGACACAAAAUUCAACUUUGAAGUAGAAACACCCAAGGCCGUUUUAUCAAAGCAUGACAACAGGUUCGUUUUUGACGCGAACGAGGUCAGCUGCCUUCCUGAAGAAAAGAGCGUGGAAAAGCUAAUGGAAGAGCAGAUAGAGGCUUUGAAACUAGAGGCCCGAAGACGGAAUAGCUACAAAGCUGCUGCACAGGGCGACUUCAAUAAGAUGUCGGUGGCGAAAGCCAUGGAGAGGACCAGCCCGAAGGACUUCAGGAGGAGCUACAGGGCAGCCACUCACGACAUGGAUAAGAAGGAUGGAAGUCCGAAGGAGCACAGGAGGAGCGUGAGGAAGAGGCUGGACGUGGAGGGGAAAGAGAAGCCGGAGAGGACUUCGCCGAAGAGACGGGCGGAGAGGAACUUGAACUCUUCCCCGGAGACAAAUGAGGAUUCUCCAAAGCCUAAACACAGACACAAAAAGACGAGUCGGCGUCACCACUCGCCGAGUAAGCAAAGAGAGAAGUUCAACUACGACGAGAAACAUAUCGCAAAAUAUCGGGAAAAGGCUCGCAUGACCCCGCCUCUGCCAGACCUCCGAGUAGACUUCUUCAACGAAACCGUGGAUGCUUGCCAAGUGGAUUCGUUGCAUGUUUCCGGCGAAAAGCGCGGCAGCGUGUGUCUCAACAAAUGUUUACGAGAAGUGGGGGCCCAGCUAGAAGCAUCUGCCACAUCACCUAUAAAUGUUACUACUAAUCCAUUGGAAAAUUCAGUGCACUUUGGUGGCCGCAAAGCUCCGCAAGCUACCAUUGUCGUUCAACAGCCGUCGCUCAGCUUGGACCACUCGAAUGUGUCCACGAUUCUCCUGAAAAACGGAAGUGAAUUCGUGUCGAACGUAGAGAGUGCCGGGAAUAAGUUGAGUUUCAAGAGACAGAAGGAAGAGAACAUGAAACAGUUGCUGGAUGUUGCAAACAAUCUAACCCUUGAGGAAAUUCAUGACUUCGAAAUGAGGUACGGCAGUCCGCACCACAAUCGAUCUCAGUCCGUGAAGACUCCGGGCCGGUCCUCUGGCAGACCGAACUAUCUUUGUUUGCCACAGCAAAGGUCUAGAGUGGCGUCGAUGCCCAACACAGGCGUUGAAGAGGAGUAUUAUCGCCUACGACACUUCUCAAUCACUGGAAAAGGCGUCGUCAAUAGGGGCGACAGUCUGAAAAGCCGCAGAUCCAGGUCCAAUAAUUCGGUGGCUUCCAGCAAUUCAAGCACAGAGCAACUUCCUGGAGCUGUGUCGGCAGCAGGAUCGGCACGUACUUCCGCUUCCUGCAGCCUGGCAUCCUCGAGAGAGUCAUCCACAAGCGCCCCUGGACCCACUCCAUACAAAGUCCUGAUGUUAGGGGGACCAGCCGUUGGUAAAUCCUCGCUAGUUUCCCAGUUUAUGACUUCCGAGUAUCUUCACGCUUAUGACACUAGCAUAGAUAGCGAAAACUGCCAUGGGAUUAGUCUAAGGAUCGAUUUCGUGUCCGGUGAGGUAGACAAACAGGAUGAUGAAAGCGGCGAGAAAUCCGUGUCCGUUCUCUUAGCCGGCGAAGAAUCCGAACUUACUUUUAUAGAUUUUGCCACAGCUGACUUGUCGCCGGACAGUUGUAUCAAUAAGUAUACAGACCCUAACGCUUACUGCGUCGUCUACUCGAGCUCCGAUCGUUCCAGUUUGGCUUGUGCUGAAAAAAUCUUGCAGAAAUUAUGGACUCUGGACACCAUCAGCACGAAAGCCGUUAUUCUGGUAGCCAAUAAGGCCGAUCUUGUCAGAUCGAAAGUCGUUUCCACUGAAGAGGGGAAAUCGAUGGCUACAGGAUACGAUUGCAAGUACAUAGAGACAUCUGUAGGCAUCAAUCACAACGUAGACGAGCUGCUAGUAGGAAUCCUUACGCAAAUCCGCUUAAAAUUGGAAAAUCCAGAAAGAUCAAGGGAUCUGUUUCGUAAAAGGAGUUCAUCGAAGAAGAAUCUGAAUAGGAACAGAUCCCCGGUUUCCGGGACCGGCACACCUACCGGAAGCGCCCAGAAUUCGCCGAAAAAAUAUAGGGGUUCCCGCACAUCAGCUAGCUUAAAAGUCAGGAAUUUACUGGGGAAAGUGUGGGCGAGGGAUAGCAAAUCGAAAUCGUGCGAAAAUUUGCACGUUUUGUAAUUUUUAGUUUAGUCCUGCCCUAGCCGACGGCUGAAAGUACAAUUCCAAAUGUGAUUUUUUAAAUUAAUUUUCACUGUUUAAUUACUUAGUUUUAGGUGCACAAAUUUUUAUACUUUUUUGACCAUAUACCAUAUCUACUAUUUUUAGUGAUUAUUUUAUAUACUGUAUGUGAAAUAUACUUGUUUUCUAAAACCAAAGUGAUUAUUUUAACAGUCGCUACUAUUGUUACUAACAGUUUCCAGAACAUAUCUACUACACAGGUUGAGCGUAAAGUUUGUCACGUAUUUUCAAAAAUCCAAAGUAUAUAUUUUAAAAAACAGUGGUAAAAAUUCAUUACGAGGCGUCACAUUUGCUGUUCCAAAGAGUUACAAACUCUACAUGCAGCCUGUAUACUUUUCAACACCCAAGAAAUUUUUGUGGGUCCAUGCAAGCAAACACCAAAAAUAGUUGGCCAAACUGUGACAGUGUCGAAGUUUGGAUAAAGCUUAAUUUCUAGUGGUCGAUCAGUGUCAGUAUUUGUAUCAUUUGCAAAAAUUAAUCAAAUUGGGUCCAUAACAUAGCAACUAAUUAGGUAGUUAGGUGUAAAAUAUUUGUAGAAAUUGUAAACUAGAGUAAUAUAAAUUUUGAAUUUGUAUUUUACUGAGCAAGGUGGAGCUUUAAAAUUGCGCGUCAAAUAUUGUUAGUUAUCAUUACGGCAAUGCAACUAUUCAGAACCAUUUCAGUUAGUAGAGAUACAGGGUGUUUACCGUUUUACACUCAGUGAAAAUAGAAUCAUACAGCCUGGUCCAAAAUAAAUCGACCACGUGAUGGUAAAAGUGUAAGAAAUGACUGACAAGAGUUCAUAUCAAGCUUUUCCUACUAUUUUUAAUCAGAAAACACUACCUAAGUAGUGUAGCUCAUUUUGGACCGGCCUGUACUUUAAAUGUAAAUAAUCACCAUUAUUUGAAAACAUUUUGCUAUUAAAAAUCAUACCUAAAUAAAUGUAAAUUUGGUAAAUGUAUUUUAGUUUCUUCCGAGUAUAAAAAUAUUUUUGUCUGGGGGUAAAUAAUUUCGGCGUGAAAUUUGAUGAGAAAUAUGUAAAUGUGGAAUAAAUUUGAUUUGUCUUUAAUUGUAAAACUUGAAGCCUUUGCACAUUAAUUCACAAACAAAUUUGCAUCGUAAUUGCUAUUAUCAGUUUAACGUGCGAAAAUAUUUUUAUACAUCAAAUACUAUUUCAAAGCUGUAGUUCCAACGUUAUUAUCAUUUGUAUUAAAGUAUUGAAUGAUCAAAAUGAGAAUUAGAGAAUUUGACCAAUUUUAUUUGUGCCUUUGUAUAGGCUUGGUUAGAGAUCAAAAGUGUUUAUAAGGACUGAAUUUAGAAUGAGCGUAUUCCAUAUUCCUCUG
Messenger RNA from Zophobas morio, 4451 nucleotides. RefSeq names its product spermatogenesis-associated protein 31H1. The transcript has 10 exons. NCBI's taxonomy places the organism in Eukaryota, Metazoa, Arthropoda, Insecta, Coleoptera, Tenebrionidae. The record is from RefSeq and is a predicted model, not a curated record. Gene Ontology annotation, molecular function: GTPase activity; calcium channel regulator activity; GTP binding. The coding region runs from base 514 to 3069 and encodes 851 amino acids. Gene Ontology annotation, cellular component: plasma membrane.